Molecule: messenger RNA, 1716 nt
Organism: Colletotrichum aenigma
Lineage: Eukaryota; Fungi; Ascomycota; Sordariomycetes; Glomerellales; Glomerellaceae
Gene: AGP2-7
Product: General amino acid permease AGP2
Exons: 1
Coding region: 1-1716 (571 amino acids)
Biological process (GO): amino acid transmembrane transport
Cellular component (GO): membrane
Molecular function (GO): amino acid transmembrane transporter activity
Source: RefSeq, a predicted model, not a curated record
AUGGCGGCAGCAAGCGAGGACAAAGGCGCCAUUAGCGCUCUAAACCGGACCAACACACGAAGCGACGACAGCGCACCCAACGAGAAGCGCGGUUCGAUCUCCAACUCCUUCCGCCAGAGCGGAGAGGUUCAUGUCAGCAGCCAGAAUGUCGACCAGCUCCAGCGACACUUGACGAACCGACACAUUCAGCUUAUCGCUAUUGGUGGCUCGAUUGGUACUGCUCUAUUCGUUAGCAUUGGUACCGGCCUACAGCGCGGAGGCCCGGCCAGCCUGCUCAUCGGCUACACGCUUCAUUCUGUCAUGGUCGGCCUUGUCAACAACUGUAUGGCCGAGAUGUGUGUUUACAUGCCAAUCACUGGAUCGUUUAUUCGAUAUGCCGGCAAGUGGGUGGACGAAGCCCUCGGUUUCAUGGCGGGUUGGAACUUCUUCCUUUAUGAAGCAUUCCUCAUUCCGUUCGAGAUCUCUGCGCUCAACUUGAUUCUAACCUUCUGGCGUGACGACAUUCCUGCAGCUGCAGUCUGCGUUGCUUGCAUCGUCCUCUACGGACUGCUCAAUGUCGUUGCCGUCAAGUACUUCGGCGAAGCAGAAUUUUGGCUGGCUAGCGGUAAGCUUUUGCUCAUCGCAAUGGCGUUCUCCUUCACCUUCAUAACCAUGGUCGGCGGUAACCCUCAACACGAUGCCUAUGGCUUCAGAACUUGGAAGAACCCGGGAGCUUUCGCUGAGUACAUCAAUACCGGCGAUCUUGGCCGUUUCCAAGGCCUGCUAGCCUCCAUCUUCUCCGCUGGAUUUACGGUCGUCGGCCCCGAAUACAUUUCCAUGGUGGCUGGCGAGGCCCAGAGGCCUCGUAUCUACCUGAAGCAAGGUUUCAAGACGGUAUACUGGCGUUUCGGUAUUUUCUUCAUCGGCAGCGCCAUCGCCAUUGGCAUUGUAGUGCCCUACAACGACCCAAAGCUCGAAAACGCUGGCGCCGGAACCGCUGAUGGCUCGCCCUACGUCAUUGCUCUGAAGAACAUGGGCAUUGACGUCCUUCCUCAUAUCAUCAACGCCCUUCUUUGCACAAGUAUAUUCAGCGCCGGCAAUGCCUACACCUACUGCGCUAUGCGCAGUCUCUACGGUCUUGCCCUCGAUGGCCAGGCACCGCCCAUCUUCAAGAAGUGUCUCAAGAAUGGCAUUCCCAUCUGGGCUUUCGCGCUGGUCAUGCUAUUCCCAUUGUUGUCAUUCUUGCAGGUUUCAAACAAUACGGCAAAGGUCGUGACAAUGUUGCAAAGUUUGACGCAGGCCGCGCAGCUUCUCAACUAUGUCAUCAUUUGUGUAGUUUAUGUGUUCUUCUACAGAGCCUGCAAUGCCCAAGGCAUCAUCCGGAGAAAUCUGCCAUACUAUGGGUACUUCCAGCCUUACUGCGCCUACAUUGGAAUCGUGUGGAUGACAUUCAUGGUCACCUGCUUCGGCUACGCUACCUUCCUACCGGGCCAUUGGGAUACCCUGACCUUCUUCUCUUACUACACGAUGAUCUUCGUGGGCAUCAUCACUUUCUCGGCUUGGAAGCUGUACAAGAGAACACGCUUUGUUCCUGCUGCCGAGGCGGAUCUUAUCUGGGAUAAGCCUAUCAUUGACGCAUACGAGGCACAGUUUACCGACCCACCGAGCUCGUUUCGGGGUAGUAUUCGCAAGCUAUUUGGGAAGAACAAGAAGCAUGAAUCAGAAAUGGUCGCAUGA